Carcharodon carcharias (great white shark) is the source of this 2729-nucleotide messenger RNA. RefSeq names its product transient receptor potential cation channel subfamily V member 3-like. Gene Ontology annotation, biological process: calcium ion import across plasma membrane. Gene Ontology annotation, cellular component: membrane. Gene Ontology annotation, molecular function: calcium channel activity; protein binding. The transcript is spliced from 17 exons. The coding region runs from base 122 to 2341 and encodes 739 amino acids. The record is from RefSeq and is a predicted model, not a curated record. NCBI's taxonomy places the organism in Eukaryota, Metazoa, Chordata, Chondrichthyes, Lamniformes, Lamnidae.
UGGUUUAACCGGGAGUUUAGGCAGCAGCUUGUUCAGCCGCAAGAGCGUGGACCAGGAUCUGGAUAUCACUGGGAAGGCUGGAAUUUAUUCACCAUCACUGGCCGCCAGCAGAAGGUGGGCAAUGGAUAUAAAUCUGCAAGUGCUUGUACAGCCUGCUAAGUCAGAUGGGAAUGCUCAACACGUGGAGAGCCUGAGGCAUGAACUGACCGUCCCGCUCUUCUCCUCCAUUGCGAAUGGGGAUAUGGAGAGAUUUGAUAGAAUACUGAGCUUUUUUCAUAUUACCAGGAUAAAGCUGACAGAUGUCACAGACCUAAAAACAGGAAAGACCUGCCUGAUGAAAGCCUUACUGAAUCUAAACGCCAAUACAAACAAAAUAGUUGAGAAAUUGAUCACAAUCGCAGAGAGAGAUGACUGUUUAAUGCAGCUGAUCAACGCUAAAUAUUAUGAUAAAGAUUAUAAAGGUCAAACAGCCCUGCACAUUGCCAUCGAGAGACGCUGUCCAGAUAUAGUGCAACUCCUGCUGGAGAAAGGGGCUGAUGUCAACACAAAGGCCAAUGGGAAGUUUUUCAGAUCAAGCAGAAAGCGUCACGGCUUUUACUUUGGCGAGUUGCCGUUGGCCCUGGCUGCCUGCACCAAUCAACCAGAGAUAGUUACACUUCUCCUGGGCAACCCGAGAACAAACGCUGGGGAGCAGGAUUCCAGGGGGAACACGGUGCUACACGCACUGGUCACUAUAGCCGACGACACAGAGGACAACACAAAGUUCGUAACAGAAAUGUACAGCAAGAUCUUGAUUGAAAACAAAGUGGACAAUCUGGAAGGAAUAAAGAAUGAUAAAGGACUAACCCCGUUGCAGCUUGCAGCCAAACUGGGCAAGUUUAAGAUAUUCAGAGAGAUCCUCAGAAGAGAAAUGCAUGACAAGCAACACAUGGGACUUUCUAGAAAAAUUACAGACUGGGUCUAUGGGCCAGUUACUUCUUCGAUCUAUGACAUCACGGAAGUGGACUCCUUAGAAAAGAAUUCCGUUCUGAAAAUCGUUGUGUUUAACACCAAAAUCGAGAACCGACACAGGUUGCUCUCUGUGGAACCCUUGAGCACUCUGCUUGAGGAGAAGUGGGACAGAUUUGCAGCCUAUAUGUUCGCUAUCAGCUGCUUGCUGUAUGUGUCAUAUGUAUUCGUUUUUACCUUUAUUUAUUAUGACCAGCCUCAUGCAAACAAGACAAACAUCACAAGAACAUCAUGGCAACUAGGUGGACAAAUUUUCAUUUUGUCUGGUGCUGUUGUUUUACUUAUCAUAGACGUGGUAAUGCUAGCCCAGUUGAGACUUUCUGACCUCCAAUCAAUAAUGACAGAUGCCUGGUUCCACAUUCUGUUCAUUUUCCAGGCUGGGCUGGUGAUCUCCUGCACCAUAUUAGAUUGGGCAAGUGUGGAUCUCCAUCUGGCAGCACGAGUGGGGGCUAUGGCUCUCGGCUGGAUUAACAUCCUGUACUACACACGGGGAUUCCAGAGCAUGGGAAUCUACAGCGUCAUGCUACAGAAGAUUCUGUUAACUGAUGUUGUCCGAUUCCUGUCCAUCUACUUACUGUUCCUAAUCGGAUUUGCUGCAGCACUUGCCUCCCUGAUUCAGGGAUGCUUCAAAAAUGGGGAGUGUAGCCCUUUUGACAGUUUCUGCAUUGCAAUACUGGAGCUCUUCAAGUUAACCAUUGGACUGGGUGAUCUGGAAGUACAGAGACAAGCAAAAUACCCACAGCUUUUCCUCUUCCUCCUUGUGGUGUAUGUCGUUCUAACCUUCAUCCUCCUGCUGAAUAUGCUGAUCGCUCUGAUGGGGGAGACGGUGGAGAACAUUUCCAAAGACAGCAAGAACAUCUGGAAACUACAGAGAGCAAGAACCAUUCUAAAUUUGGAGAAGUAUUUGCCAAAGCGUCUGAAGAAGAAAUUUCAACUGGGGAAAAAAAUUAAUGGCAAGAGAUACAUCAGGAUUUAUGAAGUUAACUGGACAAAGUGGAACACCAGUUUAGCUCGUAUCCAUGAAGAUCCGGGAGAAGAGGAGCAAGAUGGAAAUAUUUCGGAAAACCCAAAUGAAACACAUAGCAUGUUGCUACCAAGAAAAAUCCUUCGCAAUAGAUUAAGAAAAAAUACACACAAAAAACCACUGAACAUCAGGGGCAAAAGAAAACUAAACCUUGGCUUCCCAGAUACAGUGAACAGGAAGAUAAGGCAGACAGACCCACAAUCAGAGGUGAUGAUGGUUUCUGAACAAGAUAUGCCACCAAUGUUGGGGACCAUAGAUUGCAAUGAAACAGACAGCGAGGUCAAGCAAAGCACAGACACAAUGAUUUAACUUGUUUAUGCUGGUAAGGUGCCACCUAUCUGAUCUCACAUCAGUAUCAGCUUCAGUUGAUAGCUAGGUGGUCAUGAAUUCGAGCUCCAUUUCAGUGACUUAAGCACAUGUUCCAAGCUGACACUUCCAGUUCAGUACUGAGGAAGUGCUCUACUGUCAACUACCAAAAGAGACAUUAAGCAGAGGCUGUCUGUUCAGCAAGGUGUGCAAGAUCCAAGGGCAUUAUUCAAACAGCUAGCAGUUCUCCCAGCAUUCUGGCCAACAUUCCUCCUCAAAUACCACACCCAAAAACAACGUACUAUACUUGUGUGCUCUGUGGAAUACUUGCCACAAUUGACUGCAUGCAAAUUGUAACACCUCAUUUAAAAUAAAAAAAAGUUAUGAUCUG